AUGUCCGGUUUUGAGGGGGGGAGAUCAUAUAGUGGACCCUAUCCCAAUUUUUCUUUUGCUAGGCCCAUAACGAAAAAACCUACUUUCUUACGAUUACGAGGUUCAUUUGAAUAUGAAAUUCAAUCCUGGAAAUACAGCAUCCCACUUUUUUUUACUACUCAAGGUUUCGAUAUAUUUAGAAAUCGAGAAAUUUCUACUGGGGCGGGUGCUAUCCGAGAACAAUUAGCCGAUUUAGAUUUGCGAAUUAUUAUAGAAAAUUCGUUGGUAGAAUGGAAACAAUUAGGAGAAGAAGGUCCCACGGGGAAUGAAUGGGAAGAUCGAAAAAUUGUAAGAAGAAAAGAUUUUUUAGUUAGACGUAUGGAAUUAGCUAAGCAUUUUAUUCGAACAAAUAUAGAACCGGAAUGGAUGAUUUUAUGUCUCUUACCGGUUCUGCCUCCCGAGUUGAGACCCAUCAUUCAGAUAGAAGGGGGUAAACUGAUGAGUUCAGAUAUUAAUGAACUCUAUAGAAGAGUUAUCUAUCGGAACAAUACUCUUACUGAUCUAUUAACAACAAGUAGAUCUACACCAGGGGAAUUAGUAAUGUGUCAGGAAAAAUUGGUACAAGAAGCCGUGGAUACACUUCUUGAUAAUGGAAUCCGUGGACAACCCAUGAGGGAUGGUCAUAAUAAGGUUUACAAGUCAUUUUCAGAUGUAAUUGAAGGAAAAGAGGGAAGAUUUCGCGAGACUCUGCUUGGCAAACGGGUCGAUUAUUCGGGGCGUUCGGUGAUUGUCGUUGGACCCUCACUUUCAUUACAUCGCUGUGGAUUGCCUCGCGAAAUAGCAAUAGAGCUCUUCCAGACAUUUGUAAUUCGUGGUCUAAUUAGACAACAUCUGGCUUCGAACAUAGGAGUUGCUAAGAGUCAAAUUCGUGAAAAAAAGCCGAUUGUCUGGGAAAUCCUUCAAGAAGUUAUGCAGGGGCAUCCCGUAUUACUGAAUAGAGCACCUACUCUACAUAGAUUAGGCAUACAGUCAUUCCAACCCAUUUUAGUGGAAGGACGCACUAUUUGUUUACAUCCAUUAGUUUGUAAGGGGUUCAAUGCAGACUUUGAUGGGGAUCAAAUGGCUGUUCAUGUGCCUUUAUCUUUAGAAGCUCAAGCAGAGGCUCGUUUACUUAUGUUUUCUCAUAUGAAUCUCUUAUCUCCAGCUAUUGGAGAUCCCAUUUCUGUACCGACUCAAGAUAUGCUGAUUGGACUCUAUGUAUUAACGAGCGGCACUCGUCGAGGUAUUUGUGCAAACAGAUAUAAUCCAUGUAAUCGAAAAAACUAUCAAAAUGAAAGAAUUUACGAAACAAACUAUAAGUAUAUGAAAGAACCCUUUUUUUGCAAUUCCUAUGAUGCAAUUGGAGCUUAUCGGCAGAAAAGAAUCAAUUUAGAUAGUCCUUUGUGGCUUCGGUGGCAAUUAGAUCAACGCGUUAUUGCUUCAAAAGAAGUUCCUAUCGAAGUUCACUAUGAAUCUUUUGGUAACUAUCAUGAGAUUUAUGCACACUAUCUGAUAGUAAGAAGUGUAAAAAAACAAACUUUUUGUAUAUAUAUUCGAACCACAGUUGGUCAUAUUUCUUUUUAUCGAGAAAUCGAGGAAGCUAUACAAGGUUUUUCUCAAGCUUGUUCAUAUGAUACCUAAUAAUAUGGUAUUCAUAAAAAAGAAUUAUAGGACACCCGUGUGAAUUCGGACCUCUCCGAGUCAACUCGGACAUAGUUCCUGACCUAAAAAAUCAAGAUCGAGAAAAGGAAGUUUUGCAAUCAUUGACUCAAACUCAUUGUCGAAUCCCAUUCAGCAGAAUAUGGAGGUACUUAUGGCGGAACGGGCCAAUCUGGUAUUUCACAAUAAAGUGAUAGAUGGAACUGCUAUUAAACGACUUAUUAGCCGAUUAAUAGAUCACUUCGGGAUGGCAUAUACAUCACACAUCCUAGAUCAAGUAAAGACUCUGGGUUUCCAGCAAGCAACUGCUACAUCCAUUUCAUUAGGAAUUGAUGAUCUUUUAACGAUACCUUCUAAGGGCUGGCUUGUCCAAGAUGCUGAACAACAAAGUUUGAUUUUGGAAAAACACCAUCAUUAUGGGAAUGUACAUGCGGUAGAAAAAUUACGCCAAUCUAUUGAGAUAUGGUAUGCUACAAGUGAAUAUUUGCGACAGGAAAUGAAUCCUAAUUUUAGGAUGACGGACCCUUUCAAUCCAGUCCAUAUGAUGUCUUUUUCGGGAGCUAGAGGAAAUGCAUCUCAAGUACAUCAAUUAGUAGGUAUGAGAGGAUUAAUGUCGGAUCCCCAAGGACAAAUGAUUGAUUUACCUAUUCAAAGCAAUUUACGCGAAGGACUGUCUUUAACAGAAUAUAUUAUUUCUUGCUAUGGAGCCCGUAAAGGAGUUGUAGAUACUGCGGUCCGCACAUCAGAUGCUGGAUAUCUUACGCGUCGACUUGUUGAAGUAGUUCAACAUAUUGUUGUACGUCGAACGGAUUGUGGCACUAUCCGAGGGAUUUCUGUGAGUCCUCGAAAUAAAAGUCGGAUGAUGUCAGAAAGAAUUUUUAUCCAAACAUUAAUUGGUCGUGUCUUAGCAGACGAUAUAUAUAUAGGUUCCCGAUGUGUCGCCUUUCGAAAUCAAGAUCUUGGGAUUGGACUUGUCAAUCGAUUCAUAACCUUUGGAACACAAUCAAUAUCUAUUCGAACUCCCUUUACUUGUCGGAGUACAUCUUGGAUCUGUCGAUUAUGUUAUGGCCGGAGUCCCACUCAUGGUGACCUAGUUGAAUUGGGGGAAGCUGUAGGUAUUAUUGCGGGUCAAUCUAUUGGCGAACCGGGGACUCAACUAACAUUAAGAACUUUUCAUACCGGUGGAGUAUUUACAGGAGGUACUGCCGAACAUGUACGAGCCCCUUAUAAUGGAAAAAUCAAAUUUAAUGAGGAUUUGGUUCAUCCUACACGUACACGUCACGGGCAUCCUGCCUUUCUAUGUUAUAUAGACUUGUCUGUAAUUAUUGAGAGCGAAGAUAUUAUACAUAGCGUGACUAUUCCACCAAAAAGUUUUCUUUUAGUUCAAAAUGAUCAAUAUGUGGAAUCAGAACAAGUGAUUGCUGAGAUUCGCGAGGGAACAUCCACUUUUCAUUUUAAAGAGAGGGUUAGAAAAUAUAUUUAUUCUGACUCCGAGGGCGAAAUGCAUUGGAGUACUGAUGUAUCCCAUGCACCCGAAUUUACAUAUAGUAAUGUCCAUCUUUUACCAAAAACAAGUCAUUUAUGGAUAUUAUCAGGAGGUUCUUGUGGAUCUAGUCUAAUUCUUUUUUCGAUCCACAAAGAUCAAGAUCAAAUGAACAUACCCUUUCUUUCCGUCGAAAGAAAAUCUAUUUCUAGCCUCUCAGUGAAUAAUGAUCAAGUGAGCAAAAAAUUUUUCAGUUCAGAUUUUUCUGAUAAAAAAAAAUCUGGGAUUCCCAAUUAUUCAGAAUUGAAUGGAAUCGUAGGUACUAGUCAUUAUAAUUUCAUAUAUUCUGCUAUUUUUCAUGAGAAUUCGGAUUUAUUAGCAAAAAGGCGAAGAAAUAGAUUUCUCAUUCCAUUCCAAUCGAUUCAAGAGCAAGCGAAAGAGUUCAUACCACAUUCAGGUAUCUCGAUUGAAAUACCCAUAAAUGGUAUUUUCCGUAGAAACAGUAUUUUUGCUUUUUUUGAUGAUCCUAGAUACAGAAGAAAGAGUUCCGGAAUUCUUAAAUAUGGAACUCUAAAGGCGGACUCAAUCGUCCAAAAAGAGGAUAUGAUUGAGUAUCGAGGAGUCCAAAAAUUUAAGACAAAAUACGAAAUGAAAGUAGAUCGCUUUUUUUUCAUUCCUGAGGAAGUGCAUAUUUUACCCGAAUCCUCCGCCAUAAUGGUACAGAACUAUAGUAUCAUUGGAGUCGAUACACGAAUCACUUUAAAUAUAAGAAGCCAAGUCGGCGGGUUGAUCCGAGUGGAGAGAAAAAAAAAAAGGAUUGAACUCAAAAUAUUUUCGGGGGAUAUCCAUUUUCCGGACAAGACAGAUAAGAUAUCCCGACAUAGUGGCAUCUUGAUACCGCCAGGAAGGGGAAAAACAAACUCUAAAGAAUCAAAAAAUUUAAAAAUUGGAUUUAUGCCCAACGGAUCACACCAACCAAGAAAAAGUUUUUUGUUUUGGUGCGGCCCGUAGCUACCUAUGAGAUAAUGGACAGUAUAAAUUUAGCAACACUCUUCCCACAAGAUCUCUUUCGGGAAAAGGAUAAUAUUCAACUUCGAGUUUUCAACUAUAUCCUUUAUGGAAAUGGUAAACCAACUCGAGGAAUUUCUGACACAAGUAUUCAAUUGGUUCGCACUUGUUUAGUCUUGAAUUGGGACCAAGACAACAAAAAUUCUUCCCUCGAGGAGGUCCGCGCUUUCGUUGUUGAAGUAAGUACAAAGGGUUUGAUUCGAGAUUUCAUAAGAAUUGGCUUAGUGAAAUCCCAUAUUUCGUAUAUAAGAAAAAGAAAUAAUCCGCCGGAUUCGGGAUUGAUCUCUGCAGAUUCCGUGAAUCCGUUUUAUUCGCUUUCUCCCAAGGCUGGCAUUCUUCAACAAUCGCUUAGACAAAAUCAUGGAACUAUUCGUAUGUUCAGAAAUAAGGAAUCCCAAUCUUUGUUAAUUUUAUCAUCCUCUAAUUGUUUUAGAAUCGGUCCAUUUAAUCAUGUAAAAUAUCACAAUGUUAUAAACCAAUCAAUAAAAAAAAAACCUCUAAUUACAAUUCAAAAUUCGUCGGGCCCCUUAGGAACAGCCAUUCAAAUUUCGAAUUUUUAUUCAUUUUUGCCUUUACUAACUUAUAAUCAGAUCUCUGUAAUUAAAUAUUUGCAACUUGAUAACUUCAAAUAUAUUUUUCAAAUAAUUCACUCUUAUUUAAUAGAUGAAAACGGAAGAAUUUUUAAUCUAGAUCCAUACAGUAACCUUGUUUUGAAUCCAUUCAAAUUGAAUUGGUAUUUUCUUCAUCAAAAUUAUAAUAAUUAUUAUUGUGAGGAAACGUCCACAAUAAUAAGUCUUGGACAAUUUUUUUGUGAAAAUCUAUGUAUAGCCAAAAAAGAACCAUACCUAAAAUCGGGUCAAGUUUUAAUUGUUCAAAGGGAUUCUGUAGUAAUAAGAUCCGCUAAGCCCUAUUUGGCUACUCCGGGAGCAAAAGUUCACGGGCAUUAUAGAGAAAUUCUUUACGAAGGGGAUACAUUAGUUACAUUUAUAUAUGAAAAAUCGAGAUCCGGUGAUAUAACCCAAGGUCUUCCAAAAGUAGAACAGGUGUUAGAAGUCCGCUCGAUUGAUUCAAUAUCACUGAACUUAGAAAAGCGGAUUAAGGGUUGGAACAGGUGUAUAACAAGAAUUCUUGGAAUUCCUUGGGGAUUCUUGAUUGGUGCUGAGCUAACUAUAGUGCAAAGUCGUAUUUCUUUGGUUAAUAAGAUUCAAAAGGUUUAUCGAUCCCAGGGGGUGCAGAUUCAUAAUAGGCAUAUCGAAAUUAUUGUACGUCAAAUAACAUCAAAAGUUUUGGUUUCAGAAGAGGGAAUGUCUAAUGUUUUUUUACCUGGAGAAUUGAUUGGAUUGUUACGAGCAGAACGCACGGGGCGUGCUUUAGAAGAAGCAAUCUGUUAUCGAGCCGUUUUAUUAGGAAUAACUCGAGCAUCUUUGAAUACUCAAAGUUUUAUAUCCGAAGCAAGUUUUCAAGAAACUGCUAGAGUUUUAGCAAAAGCUGCUCUUCGGGGUCGUAUCGAUUGGUUGAAAGGCCUGAAAGAAAAUGUUGUUCUAGGGGGUGUGAUCCCCGCCGGGACCGGGUUCAACAAAGGAUUGGUGCAUUGUUCACGGCAACAUACCAAUAUUCUUUUUGAAAAAAAAACAAAGAAUUUAUCUUUAUUAGAGGGAGAUAUGAGAGAUAUUUUAUUUUAUCACAGGGAAUUUUGUGACUCUUCUAUUUACAAAUCUGCCUUUUCUAGAAUUGAAUAAUUCCUAAUAGCAGAUUCCUGUUUUGAAUUUCAUGUUUUAUUGUUUGCUGUAGUCAUUUGCUUUAAUAAUUUGUUAACACUAAUAAAGAUAAUAAUGAAUACAAAAUAAUGGCUCGGCUCGUGCAUAAACGGACAAGAGAAGGUUCCAUUGGAACAAAUUUUUAUUUUAGUUUUGGGUACCCCCCUUUUAAGUGUGAAAAGAAAUGACAAAAAGAUAUUGGAACAUCGAUUUGGAAGAGAUGAUGAGAGCAGGAGUUCAUUUUGGGCAUGGUACUAGGAAAUGGAAUCCUAGAAUGGCACCUUAUAUUUCUGCAAAGCGUAAAGGUAUUCAUAUUAUAAAUCUGACUAGAACUGCUCGUUUUUUAUCAGAAGCUUGUGAUUUAGUUUUUGAUGCAGCAAGUAGGGGAAAACAAUUCUUAAUUGUUGGGACAAAAAAUAAAGCAGCUGAUUUAGUGUCGCGGGCUGCAAUAAGGGCUCGGUGUCAUUAUGUUAAUAAAAAGUGGCUCGGCGGCAUGUUAACAAAUUGGUCUACUACAGAAAAAAGACUUCAUAAGUUUAGGGACUUGAGAACUGAACAAAAGACAGAGGGAUUCAACCGUCUUCCGAAAAGGGAUGCAGCUGUGUUGAAGAGACAAUUAUCUCGCUUGGAAACAUAUCUAGGCGGGAUUAAAUAUAUGACGGGAUUGCCUGAUAUUGUAAUCAUCAUCGAUCAGCAAGAAGAAUAUACGGCUCUUCGAGAAUGUAUAACUUUGGGAAUUCCAACCAUUUCUUUAAUCGAUACAAAUUGUAAUCCCGAUCUCGCGGAUAUUUCUAUUCCAGCAAAUGAUGACGCUAUAGCUUCAAUUCGAUUCAUUCUUAACAAAUUAGUAUUCGCAAUUUGUGAGGGUCGUUCUAGCUAUAUACAAAAUUCUUGAUUAAUAAUAAGAUAAAUAAAUCAAUUUUUUUUGAGGGAGGGGCUCCCUGUAUUUCGAUUUAUAAAAUCGGUUACUAUUCCUGAAUCAUACAAAAGAAAAAGAGAUAAAAAACUGGGUAUAUUGUGUGAUUCGUUUAGUUGGUAUCCAAAACUAAAAUAAAAAUUCAAGUAAAUAAGUAAAAAAAAAGGGGGGGUCUUGAAUCAAAAUAAUUUAAAGUUCUUAUUUCUGUCAGAGGGCAAUAUGAAUGUUUUAUCAUGUUCCAUCAAUACACUAAUAAAAGAAGGGUUAUAUGAGAUAUCUGGUGUAGAAGUAGGCCAACAUUUCUAUUGGCAAAUAGGGGGGUUCCAAGUCCAUGCGCAAGUCCUUAUUACUUCUUGGGUUGUAAUUGCUAUCUUAUUAGGUUCCGCAGCUCUAGCGGUUCGCAAUCCACAAACCAUUCCAACUGGCGGCCAAAACUUCUUUGAAUUUGUCCUUGAAUUCAUUCGAGAUGUGAGUCAAACCCAGAUUGGAGAAGAAUACGGUCCAUGGGUUCCCUUUAUUGGAACCCUGUUUUUAUUUAUUUUUGUUUCUAACUGGUCAGGAGCCCUUUUACCGUGGAAAAUUAUCCAGUUACCUCAAGGGGAGUUAGCAGCACCAACGAAUGAUAUAAAUACGACGGUUGCUUUAGCUUUACUCACAUCAGUAGCAUAUUUUUAUGCGGGUCUUAGCAAAAAAGGAUUAGGGUAUUUCAGUAAAUACAUUCAACCAACUCCAAUUCUUUUACCCAUUAACAUCUUAGAAGAUUUUACAAAACCCCUAUCACUGAGUUUUCGACUUUUCGGAAAUAUAUUAGCCGAUGAAUUAGUAGUUGUUGUUCUUGUUUCUUUAGUACCUUUAGUGGUUCCUAUACCUGUCAUGUUCCUUGGAUUAUUUACAAGCGGGAUUCAAGCUCUCAUUUUUGCCACUUUAGCUGCGGCUUAUAUAGGUGAAUCCAUGGAGGGUCAUCAUUAACUAUUUUUUUUUUUCAAAUUUAGGUUAGCCCAAUUAUCGAAUAGUUGGUUUACGUUAUGUAAGAAACACUUGUAUAUGUCAUAUUUGAUAUUGACUAGGUAUAUAUAAGUUAAAGAUCUAUAUAAUCUGCCCCACUAUUUUUGUGAAUUUCUAUUUAGAUAACGAUUCGAUUAUAAGUUCUUACUUUUUAUCUGUGAAUUGGCUGAAAAAAACGAUCAAAAAAAGAACGAAGAAUUAAAAGAAAAGAAUGGUUCACAAAAAAGAAACGGCAUAAAAAAGUCGUAUAUAUAUAUAUUAUGCAUUUUUCAAAAUCCCGUGGAUAGGAA
Messenger RNA from Brassica napus (rape), 8196 nucleotides. RefSeq names its product DNA-directed RNA polymerase subunit beta'-like. Gene Ontology annotation, biological process: DNA-templated transcription. NCBI's taxonomy places the organism in Eukaryota, Viridiplantae, Streptophyta, Magnoliopsida, Brassicales, Brassicaceae. The transcript has a single exon. Gene Ontology annotation, molecular function: DNA-directed RNA polymerase activity; DNA binding. The record is from RefSeq and is a predicted model, not a curated record. Bases 1 to 1659 code for a protein of 552 amino acids.